UUUUAAAAAGGAAAUUGAAAUUGUAAAGAGAAAGAGAACAAUGUUUCUUCUUCAAUUCCUUUACAGCUGAGCCGAGAUUGACAAUCCCCUUGUGAUGAUAACGAUAAACAGCUAAUGGUGUAAGCUAAAUCUCAAAUCAAUUCCAAAUGAUUUCCAUAGCAAAUUAGGGUUUUCAAUUUCAAACCCUAAAAAAUAAUAGCCUUUAGAAUUGGUCCCAUUCAUGCCCUUUUGCUCCCACCCACACACCCACCCAUCAUCAUCGUCAUCAACAAUAAACAACGGUUAACAAUUUUGAGUCCAACCCCAAUCCCAGGAUCAACCCCGAAACUCAAUAAAAGAUUCAAAAAACAAAUUAGGGUUCUAAUUUUAAAAUCAUGGCCUUUCGAAAUGGUCCCUUUGAGUUACUCUAACCCCACAACCACCCAUCAUCAUUAUCAUCAACCACAAGUAACCAUUUUGAGUCCAUCCCCAAACCCAGAUCCUAACAAUCCCAAUGAUUCUAAAACAAUUCAUUGGGGUUCCAAUUUCAAACACUUAAUAAAAAAUUAGGGUUUUUUUUUUUUUCGCUUCUGCUUCCCCAAACCACAACCACAGCCACAGCCACACCCACACCCACACCGACCCAUCAUCACCCCCACCACCAAGCUUCGAUUUUGAGUUUGAAAAUGGCGACAAGGGGCACCAGAUCGGAGAAGGUUCGUCGAAUUUUCCAGCAAUUCGACGCGAACCGCGACGGGGGUCUCAACCGCGACGAAAUGGCGUCGCUUGUUGGUGCAGUAAACCCUAGGGUAAAGUUCAGUGACGAACAAAUCAACGCCAUUCUCGACGAGGUGUUCCGAACCUACGGCGAAUUCAUCGACGGCGACAAGGGUCUCACCUACGAGGGUCUCUUACGAACCUACGACGACGGUGCCGGCGACGUUGACCGCGAUUUUGACGCCCUUGGCCUCGACCUCAACGUAGACGAGGCCGCAGCCGCAAAGGGGUCGCUUGCGGCAGCUUCUGAGGCGUCGUCGUCGUCGAUUGUCGACGAGAGAAUGGCCGUGGAGACGCAGAAGAAGCAGCGGACGGCGGCGUGGGCUGUGUCGCCAAAUCAUGGGAUCGUGUUUGACGACACGUGGAAGAUCGUGGAUGAUUUGGAGAUUCUGGUGAAGAGGCUGAAGAUGAAGCAAUCCAAAGAUGGUAAAUUGAAAAAUGACAACUUUGAUGCGUAUUCGGAUGCAGGUUGGUCCCGAGAAUUGGGGCCUUCUGCGGAGAUUUCGGAGAAGAGAGUGUUUUGGGAGGAGUCAGGGCAUGAUUAUUCAGUGUUUUUGAAGGAAUUGGGAGGGUUGAGAGCCAGGGCUGAUAGUGCUAGAUCAAGGGAAGAAGCUUUUGAUGGACACAUGGCAAUUGGAAGGGUUUUGUAUGAGCAUCAGUUGUUUAAGGAGGCUUUGGUUAGUUUCAAGAGGGCUUGUGAGUUGCAACCUGUUGAUGUGAGGCCUCAUUUUAGAGCUGGCAACUGUUUGUAUGUUCUUGGCAGGUACAAGGAGGCCAAGGAGGAGUUCUUGUUGGCUCUUGAAUCCGCCGAGGCCGGUGGAAACCAAUGGGCUUACUUGCUGCCUCAGAUUUAUGUCAACCUUGGCAUUGCGCUUGAGGGCGAAGGCAUGGUUUUGAGUGCCUGUGAGUAUUACAGAGAGGCGGCAAUUCUUUGUCCCACGCAUUUUAGAGCUUUGAAGCUUCUAGGCAGUGCCCUUUUCGGUGUUGGGGAAUAUAGGGCGGCUGUGAAGGCCCUGGAAGAGGCAAUUUUCAUGAAGCCGGAUUAUGCUGAUGCGCAUUGCGAUUUGGCCUCAGCGUUGCAUGCCAUGGGGGAGGAUGAGAGGGCAAUUGAAGUGUUUCAGAAGGCUAUUGAUUUGAAACCCGGGCAUGUGGAUGCGCUUUACAAUUUAGGUGGGCUGUAUAUGGACCUUGGCAGGUUUCAGAGGGCCUCUGAAAUGUAUACUAGGGUUUUGGCUGUGUGGCCUAACCAUUGGCGAGCGCAGCUGAACAAGGCGGUGUCUCUGCUCGGAGCUGGGGAGACGGAAGAAGCAAAGAGAGCCUUGAAGGAAGCGUUGAAAAUGACAAAUAGGGUUGAGUUGCAUGACGCAAUAUCGCAUUUGAAGCAGCUGCAGAAAAAGAAGACCAAAGCCAAUGGGGGUGUUUCUGGGGAGUCAUUGUUUAUCAUAGUUGAACCGUCCAAGUUUAAGACAGUUGGAGAAAGGACUACUGGGAGGCAGGAACUAGCCACUGCCCUGCAAAUCAGAGCACUUCAGAGGGUUACCAGGUUGAAUCGUUGCAGUGUGGAGCUUUUGAAGAAGGAAAUGAGUGAACGAGAGGUGCCGGUGUCCUAUUCUGGAAGUGGAGUUCCUGAAAAGUCCAUUCGAAAGCCGAAUUUGGAAGAAAUUCUUCACAGAUUACUCAGUUUUCUGAAGCCUGAGACUUUUCAAGGAGCUGUAAAAGCGAUAAAUGAGAGGAUUCUGUCUGUUUUGGAUGAUAGUGGUUCAGGCAGGCUCGAUCUGGGAAUGUUUUAUGCUAUUCUCGCCCCUAUUUGCGGCGGUCCACCAGACAGACGUAAAAGGAUUGCCUUUGAUGCACUUUUGUGGCGUCCUAUGAAUGAAGACGGUGCUAAUAUUAAGAAAGUUGAUGCCACUAUAUACAUCAAGUUGUUAAGGGCCGUUUAUCUUCCUUCCCAAGGGGUUAGUGAAUUAAUGGAAGUUCGAGGAGACUCAGACACUUCAAUGGUGUCUUUCUCCGAGUUUCUAGUAAUGUUUGAUGAUCCAGAUUGGGGUUUUGGUAUCAUGCCCACUCUACUGAAGCUUGAAAUGGGGGAUAGAAACCGGCAUGGCAACACCGUGUGCGUAGUUUGCCGGUACCCAAUUAUUGGUUCUCGGUUUAAGGAGACAAAAUCUCAUUUUAGUUUGUGUAACCAAUGCUACAGUGAGGGAAAGGUGCCUGCUUCAUUUAAGCAGGAAGAGUACAGGUUUAAGGAAUAUGGAAGUGAAGGGGAAGCCAUGAAAGACAAAUGUACGUGCUUUAAUUUGCAUUCCCGCGAUGAACAGUAGAUAGUAGCAUUCAAUUUUUGUCUUUUGAUUUUUUGUUCUACUAUCUUGUAUUAUCCCAUCUUGUUUAUCCUAGCUUUUCAGUGUGACAUAUCUAGCUCAUGCAUUCACCAGGCAUUUUGCAUUUUGGCCCUUUUGUCUAAUAACUGUUUCAGGGGGUUCUUCACUGUUUUAGUAACUGUUUAUAGAUAUUGUAAAACCUUAACCCCAUCCGUGACAAACAUUUGUGUUGAUCAUGCUUCUUUAUCGCUUCUUGCUGUUGUGUAUGAAGCAUUUUUCUUUGACAAACCUUUGUCUAAUGUUCAAUGGAGGAGUGAUUAAUUUUUCAAGAGUUGUCCUCCUAACUGUGUUAGAUUUUGCCUGUACGUUUCAAGUAUCAUGAGUACAAUACAUUCAUGGUUUUUCUUUCAUUUCAAUGUUAAUUUGACAGUACAUUUAACUGUUCUUUCAACUGUCAUUUGUUUUUAUAUGGUUAAUUUGGUUUACAUUUACACUUUUGUGUACUGGGCCUUUGCGGUUUUGUAUUAUGAAUUUACAGAAAUUUUGUUGCAAUUGAAUCUAGUGCAGAAAA
Messenger RNA from Abrus precatorius (Indian licorice), 3645 nucleotides. RefSeq lists its product as uncharacterized. The transcript has a single exon. Gene Ontology annotation, cellular component: plasma membrane. NCBI's taxonomy places the organism in Eukaryota, Viridiplantae, Streptophyta, Magnoliopsida, Fabales, Fabaceae. Bases 666 to 3077 code for a protein of 803 amino acids. Gene Ontology annotation, molecular function: calcium ion binding; protein binding. The record is from RefSeq and is a predicted model, not a curated record.